AUGCUAGAACGUCAAUUACGUGAUCGGUUUGCAACGGGUCUCAACCAUCCCCGACUUGAAGUGGAAUUGAAACAAAGGUGGCCAGAGCUAAAAACAUUCGAUGAUAUUGAAGGCAUAGAAAACGAAGUGUCGUUCGCGGAAGUUUUCAAAAUAGCGCUAUCAAGAGAGUUGGCGGAAAAAGACAUUGUAGAAAGUGAAUGCGCGGAAGUGAAAAAGAUAGUAAAACGUCGUGCGAAAAUCGGUAAGCGGAUCCGAAUUUUGUCGGAAGAACAAUGUUUAAGAUGUGGUGCGCGUCAAAGACAUUCAAAAGACAACUGCAAGGCGGCGAAUCACAAUUGUGAAGCGUGUGGCAAACGUGGACAUUACGGGUCGUGCUGUAUAAGAAAAGGCAGAGCUAAAUUGAUCGCGAGAGACAAAAAGAAACAACAGCGUAUUUACAACGUAAAAAAUAGUGAUACAUCUAUUUCGAGUUGUGAGCAAGUUUUUAAAGUAAUGAGUGCCAUUGCUAAGAAAAGAAACAUUGACGUUAAGAUCGGAUCACCAACGCUUAAAGGGAAGCCAAAACUACGGGCUUAUGGCAAUUUCGAUUUACCUUGCCAAAGGGAAGCUACAGUGACAGUGACGCUGAACAAGCGAACGCGAUCUUUGAAAGUAGUCGUGGUGGACAACGCGAAUCCAAUGUUAUUUGGCUUAGAGUGGAAUGAAGCCUUCAAUUUGCCACUGCCCGAACCAGUGUACAACGUAGAUCGUGUCAACAACCACGUGCAGCCGACAACGAAACCACUGCAUCAGAAGUUAAAUGACAUAUUGGAAGAGAACAAGCAGCUAUUCGAAGAAGGACUGGGAAAAAUAAAUAACUAUCAAGUUAAAAUUCACGUAAAGGAAACAGCAACACCAAUACAUAUUCCAGCCAGGCCAGUCCGAUUCGGAAUUCAAAAAAGCGUGGAAUUCGAACUUGAAAGGUUACAGCAGCUUGGAAUUAUCUCACCUGUUGACCCCAAUGAAACACCGAUUGAAUGGGCAACACCCACUGUCAACGUGGUUAAACGAAACGGAAAUAUACGUAUUUGUGGUGAUUUUCGUGUUACACUGAAUCCAGCACUAGUAACAAUACGACAUCCAGUACCAACAUUCGAAAACAUCCGUCAGCAGCUUGCCAAGGGUGAGAAGUACACGAAAUUAGAUCUACGCGAUGCCUAUCUACAAUUCGAGAUUAGUCCAGAGUCAAGAAAAUACCUAAUCAUAUCCACACACAAAGGGUAUUUUCAGUAUAACCGUAUGACUCCUGGUCCAGAUGAAGAUAGCCAUCUAAGAUCAUUAAGAGAAGUUUUUAAACGUCUGCGUGAAGCUGGUUUUCGUAUCGAAAAGAACAAAUGUAGCUUUUUUCAAGGCAGUAUCGACUAUUUGGGCCAUCAAUUCAACCGAAAAGGGAUCUAUCCAGUGGAAGACAAGCUGAUAGCGAUAAAAAAUGCUGCAAUACCCACUAACAAGAAGGAGUUACGAUCCUUUCUGGGAUUGGUCAAUUUUUACGAGAAAUUCAUACCCAACUUACAUGGAGCAUGUUCCGAACUACACGCAUUAACUGGUACAAAGUCGCAAUGGCGAUGGUCAAUAAAGGAACAGAAACAAUUUGAUAAUGUUAAACAUAUGAUAGCUAGCGCCCGUCAUCUAACUCCUUACGAUCACACAAAACCGCUUUAUUUGGCAACAGACGCAUCCGAUGUAGGCCUUGGUGCUGUUUUAUAUCAUCAGGACGAGGCUAACAACGAGUUACCUAUCGCCUACGCGUCACGAAAAUUGAACGAAGCAGAACAAAAAUACGCUACCAUUGACAAGGAGGCAUUAGCAAUAUUUUUCGCCGUGAAGAAAUUUGAUCCAUAUUUACGUGGGACAAAGUUUACAUUAAUUACGGAUCACAAGCCGCUUCAACACCUGUUGGGAGACAAACGAAAUUUGCAAAAAAUCGUAAACAACCGUCUGACGAGAUGGGCACUAAUGUUAGGUGCAUACAAUUACGAUAUACAGUAUCAUCAAGGCAAAUACAAUAUUCUAGCUGAUUGCUUAUCACGCUUACCAAACGCACAUGAAGCAAUUUCGGAGGAAGCGCAGAAGAUUCAUAAAAUUUAUGCGGUAAUUCAAACACGGAAGCUUGAUGAUAUUGUACUAACAGAACAGGAACUUAGGAAGCAGACGAAACAUAACCUAAUAUUACGACGAGUAAUUGAGUUAAUUGAGCGUCACUGGCCAGACACGAAGUGUAUCAACAAUGAGCUGAAACCAUACUACGACAAACUGGAGGAACUAUCAUACGAAAACGGUAUUUUGAUGUGGCAAGGACGAAUUAUCGUGCCCGAUAAUCUUCAAGAAGUAACAUUGAGGCAUCUUCAUAGAGGGCAUCCAGGCAUUGGCUCUAUGCGUGCGUCAGCGAGGUACUAUGUAUGGUGGCCGAACAUCGACAAGGACGUGGAACAUACAGUGAAAUCAUGCAUGGCAUGUCAACGGCAACGCCCAAAACAAUCUGAACUGCCAAUCUACUUUUGGUCCCUGCCAGAGCAUUGUUGGCAACGACUGCAUGUGGACUUUGCAGGUCCCUUCGAAGGAAAAAUGUGGAUUGUGCUUCUUGAUGCUUUAUCAAAGUGGGUAGAAGCAGAUGUACUUUAUGCUGCCACCACAAGAACUUUGUGCGAAUUCCUAGAGGAGAAGUUUAUAACAUUUGGUUAUCCGGAAAUUAUCGUGUCGGAUAAUGGUAGUCAAUUUACGUCAGAAGAGUUUCGAAAUUAUUGUCAAAGUCAUGGAAUAAAACAUGUAACGUCUUCACCGUACCAUCCGAAAACCAACGGACUAGCCGAACGAUUCGUACGAACAUUCAAGGAGCGCAUGAAAGCCAGUGAAUAUGAUGGUUUAUCACAACGUCAGCGCUUGCGCACAUUUCUAUUUACAUAUCGAAACACACCACACUCCUUUACAGGGAAGGCACCAUCUGAAUUUUUGCUAGGUCGACGCCUGCGAACUUUAUUUGACAAUCUGAAGCCUAAUGUACGGCGAGAGAUGCAUUUUAAACAUGUAAAACAAAAUCUUCAAGCAGAGCAGUCUAACAGAGAGUUCCAACCAGCACAACCAGUAUUCGUAAAGACAGACAUCGAGAAAAUGUGGGAACCAGCCAACAUAGUCGAAAGAACAAAUCGAUAUUCUUACCGGGUUCGAACAAAGGAGGGUGUAGAAAGAAGACGACAUGCAGAUCAUAUCCUAGAACGGAGGGUAAUACCACCAUCAAUCGACUUCCGGGAUGUCUCAGAUUUUAAGCGAAACAGUUUCCAUUACCAAUCUGCAAGCCCGACAGCAAAUGAUGAACAGGAACAUCAGCAGUCUAUGCAGCCCGCUAUACCGUCGCAUGAAAACGGAAACAUGAGUGAACAAGGACAACACACCGAAGCACAACAAAUUGAACAUCCAGUACGGCGAAGCCAACGGCUAAGAAAUCGACCCAAGAGACUAGUCGAAGAGAUGUAA
Hermetia illucens (black soldier fly) is the source of this 3510-nucleotide messenger RNA. RefSeq lists its product as uncharacterized. Bases 1 to 3510 code for a protein of 1169 amino acids. The transcript has 3 exons. The record is from RefSeq and is a predicted model, not a curated record. Gene Ontology annotation, biological process: DNA integration. NCBI's taxonomy places the organism in Eukaryota, Metazoa, Arthropoda, Insecta, Diptera, Stratiomyidae. Gene Ontology annotation, molecular function: nucleic acid binding.